Messenger RNA from Chenopodium quinoa (quinoa), 1911 nucleotides. RefSeq lists its product as uncharacterized. Lineage: Eukaryota; Viridiplantae; Streptophyta; Magnoliopsida; Caryophyllales; Amaranthaceae. Bases 473 to 1606 code for a protein of 377 amino acids. Gene Ontology annotation, molecular function: RNA-DNA hybrid ribonuclease activity; nucleic acid binding. The record is from RefSeq and is a predicted model, not a curated record. The transcript is spliced from 10 exons.
AUUUAUUAAACUAAGUUGAAUUGAACUGAUUGGAGCUGAACUGUCUGAACUGAGCUGAAAUGAAUAUUUUAUGAGAGAAGGGGAAAUUGGGAGCUGAAUUAAAUGAAGCUGAACAGAACUGAUUAAAGCUGAACUGAACUGAUUAUAGCUGAACUGAAGUGAACUGAAUUGAAAUUAAGAAGCCCUUAGAUAGUCUAAUCCAAAAUAUUUGCAUCAAUUCAAAUACCAAGCAUUGCAAUUAGCAGCUUCUUCUGGGUUAUCUUUUUCAGUCGCCUAAAUAUACAAUUGCCCCUUCACAAAACCCUUAAUAAACCCAAAAAAAUCCAACAUCAUCGCUGUUCCUCCUCCGCCGCUGGCAACCGGAUUCGCCGGAAACCCAUCUACGCCGCCACCCCACCCUUCUUCCCUUGGUGGGUUAUGCUCAUUUCUGUCAAAAAAACCACCCAUUUUUUGGUGGGUAUAAUACAUUGUAAUGAAUAGCUUGUUAUCCCAUAUUACUGCUUCAAUUCUUCUCAAAUCAGCUCGUUCUAUUCUGGGUACUACUUCUUCUACAUUUUGUGGGAGUUGUUCUUCUUCCAAUUUGUCUUUGAAAAGGAGUUUCAAUCACCCACUUGUUAAUUCUAUCUGUUUGAGUUCUUCAUCGUCUGUUUUCUCAAGGUUUGGUGCAAUUCACUGUUAUUCUUCUAAGAGGAAGUCUCCCACGAAGCGUAAAUCGAAGCCGGAACCGGAACCGGUAGUGGAGGACGGUAAGGAGAUGGAAAAGGAUGCGUUUUUUGUUGUUAGAAAGGGGGAUGUUGUUGGUGUUUAUAAGACUUUGAGUGAAUGCCAAGCUCAAGUUAGCUCUUCGAUAUCAGAUCCUCCAGUAAGUGUAUAUAAAGGAUAUUCUUUGCCUAAGGAUGAUGAAGAAUAUCUUGCCUCCCGCGGGCUUCACAAUGCUCUCUAUACCAUCAAAGCUUCUGAUCUGAAAGAUGAUCUCUUUGGCACACUUGUUCCUUGCCCUUUUCUGGAACCAACAUCUUCCAAAGGUGAGACAUCCAGCGUUGAUUUGCCACAGAAGAGGCCUCAUGACGUGCUAGGAACUGGAAAUGUGGGAGAUGUUGGAACCUCUACAGAUCCAUUGAGCAAGCUUCAAAAGUUGGAUAGUGUGCCUUCUGAUACUCAAUCUUGUAUUCUUCAUUUUGAUGGUGCUUCUAAAGGAAAUCCUGGACAAGCUGGUGCUGGAGCUGUGCUUCGUACUUUAAAUGGAAGCUUGAUUUGUAGAAUACGUCAAGGCUUGGGAACUGCCACCUGUAAUGCGGCUGAAUAUCGAGCUGUUAUUUUAGGAUUAAAGAAAGCUCUUGAGAUGGGUUAUACAAAUAUUCAAGCGCAAGGUGACAGCAAACUUGUCUGCAUGCAGCUUCAGGGUUUAUGGAAAGUCAAGAAUGAAAAUAUGUCUACCUUGCAUGCAGAGGCAAAGCUUCUGAUCAACAAGUUCACAUCUUUUAAGAUCAGUCAUGUUUUAAGGGAAUUCAACUCUGAUGCAGAUGCACAAGCGAAUUUUGCUGUUAGUCUUGCUGAUGGUCAAGUUCAGGAGGUGAAUAAGAAAUUGCACCUGCUUUUGGGCUGAACAUACUCAACAAAAAUCAUCAACAUUAAGACCCUGUGACAUUAAACUUGUAGCUUUACAUGUCUAGCAACAAUUGACACCAUGAAAGCAACAAAAGUGAGAAACAAAUCCUGAUACUGAAAAGGUAUUUCAGGUAGCAUUAACAAGAUCUCAGUAAUCAGUAUACUAUACUCUCUGUCCGUUUUGUAGGAGGUUUGAAAAAAGUCGUCAUAUGUACUGAAUCACUGAUAUGGUGGAUUGGUUGUGGUUGAUUUUAUCAUGAUCCUAAGAAUGAAAUAUUUAUAUAGGUUUUUUUAUUUGACAUU